Sorex araneus (European shrew) is the source of this 1260-nucleotide messenger RNA. RefSeq names its product PYM homolog 1, exon junction complex associated factor (gene PYM1). Gene Ontology annotation, cellular component: exon-exon junction complex; cytoplasm. Gene Ontology annotation, biological process: exon-exon junction complex disassembly. NCBI's taxonomy places the organism in Eukaryota, Metazoa, Chordata, Mammalia, Eulipotyphla, Soricidae. The transcript has 3 exons. Gene Ontology annotation, molecular function: RNA binding. Bases 213 to 824 code for a protein of 203 amino acids. The record is from RefSeq and is a predicted model, not a curated record.
UACCAGCGCCCGAAGCUUCUAUUUUUAUUCCCGUUCUCCGUCUCGGCCCGCCCUCCCCCCUCUGCUUCCUCCGGCGCUACCUCCGUCCAGCAAAGGGUGUACGCUCGCUUUAAGAAUAAAAUGGUGGCUGGCUGCGAGCGGGACUCCACUUCCGGUGGGGAGGGGGGCGGGACCCCAGCCCGCUCACGCCGGAAGUGCUUUGCGUUUUCAAGAUGGCGACUCCCUAUGUAACUGACGAGACCGGCGGCAAGUACAUCGCCUCAACACAGCGGCCUGACGGUACCUGGCGCAAGCAGCGGAGGGUGAAAGAAGGCUACGUGCCCCAGGAGGAGGUCCCAGUGUAUGAGAACAAGUAUGUGAAGUUCUUCAAGAGUAAACCGGAACUGCCCCCGGGGCUGAGCCCCGAGGCCACCGCACCUGUCGCCCCUUCCAGGCCCGAGGCGGGCGAAGCGGGUCUCUCCAAGACAGCCAAGCGCAACCUGAAGCGGAAGGAGAAGCGACGGCAGCAGCAGGAGAAGGGGGAGGCGGAGGCCCUGAGCCGGACUCUGGAGAAGGUGUCCCUGGGGGAGACCGCCCCGCUCCCCGCCGCCCCGCAGGGGGCCCGGGCCGCGCCAACGGCCGCCCCCGACCCGGCCGACCCCGCCGCGUCCACGGAGAAGGCCAAGAAGAUCAAGAACCUGAAGAAGAAGCUGCGGCAGGUGGAGGAGCUGCAGCAGCGGAUCCAGGCCGGGGAGGUGAGCCAGCCCAGCCGCGAGCAGCUGGAGAAGCUGGCCCGGCGGAGAGCACUGGAGGAGGAGCUCGAGGACCUGGAGCUCGGCCUCUGAGCCCGCGCGGACAGGGGCACGGACCGCAGAACAAACCGUGGGGCUCCCGGGGAGGCCCCGGGGAGCGCGGGCAGCCGCGGUCAGGGGGGCGCCACCGCGGUCAGGGGGCCCCGGCCCCGACCUCCGCGGCCCAGACGCGCCCGCAGUCCUUCCGUUCCCGUCCCGACGCCCGCGUCUGGGACUCUCCCCCGUCCCGUUCCAAGUGUUCAAACGCUCAGUGACUACCCCAGGUACCUCUGCUGCUGAUUCGGGUGUCUUGUUGCAAAGCGAGUCGGGUGGGUGGGAAGUUCCUCGGAGAACUGGCGCUGAGAGGGGCAGCCCGCCCGCGCCCUGGACGAGGCGCGGUUCCUGUUCAGUGUUUCUGGGUUAUUCCCCCAUCCCUCUUUUUUUUUUCUUCUUCUUUUUUUUAAGAACAGAAUAAAUUCAAGUGACAACA